Messenger RNA from Hemibagrus wyckioides, 2360 nucleotides. It is a transcript of the gene cmklr2, whose product is annotated as chemerin chemokine-like receptor 2. Gene Ontology annotation, cellular component: plasma membrane. Gene Ontology annotation, molecular function: complement receptor activity; G protein-coupled receptor activity. The record is from RefSeq and is a predicted model, not a curated record. Bases 439 to 1506 code for a protein of 355 amino acids. The transcript has 4 exons. Gene Ontology annotation, biological process: inflammatory response; phospholipase C-activating G protein-coupled receptor signaling pathway; chemotaxis. NCBI's taxonomy places the organism in Eukaryota, Metazoa, Chordata, Actinopteri, Siluriformes, Bagridae.
CGCAUCUUCCAUUGGACUGGAGCAGGGUCUGAUCGCGGACACUCACACUCUUUCUGCCCCGCUAGAUCUUGGAGCGCAUCUUGAUCUAACGCUUGCUAUUUAACACAACAGCUAAAAAAAAAAAGCGGAAGGGCGAGAUUUCCAACACUAGCCUUGUCGCAGUCUGUCUGACCUGCUAGUGGACGAGCUGAACGGAGGAGUGGCACAAUAGGAGGAGACAAGAAGACAGGAUGUGGGGAUGAUUAGCAAAGGGUCACAGUGUGUGAAUCCUGCACUGAUAUACAAGAGUGGACUCUGUGGCUGAGACUGUUUUUGUGGAAUGAAGCGGUAACACCCAGCAGAGAGAGAAAAAUCUGUACUGCUAAAACCUAGGAGUGUAUCAGAACUGUGGAUUAGUAACUACUACAUACGCAACUGUCAUAUAAUCUCUUUUCAACAAUGCUAGUCCUGGAGGAAAAUGAUUAUGACAAUGUCUCUUAUGAAUAUUUGGAGUACGGGGACUUUGAGGAGAUAGGAGAAACUUAUGUCCAGAAGGAAGCUCUGCAUAUUAUUUCCGUGGUGAUCUACACUUUAGCGUUUGUGAUUGGUGUAAUUGGGAAUGGCAUUGUGAUCUGGCUCACUGGGUUCAAAAUCAAGCGGACAAUUAACAGUGUGUGGCUGCAGAACCUUGCUAUUGCUGAUUUCGUGUUUGUCCUCUUCCUACCGUUUUCCAUUGAUUAUGUGUUGCGUGAUUUCAACUGGAUCUUUGGCUGGACGAUGUGCAAGCUAAACUCUUUUGUAUGUACGGUGAACAUGUACGCUAGUGUGCUGUUCCUCACUGUACUCAGUCUGGACCGCUACAUUUCUCUUGUGCACCUUACUUGGUACCAAAGGUUCCGUACUGUGCGACGGGCCUGGAUUGUCUGUGCGUUGACCUGGGUGAUGUCCAGCCUCCUAAGCAGUCCGGCGUUAAUAUUUAGAGAAACACUACAGUAUGGCAAAAAGGUUGUGUGUUUCAACAAUUUCCAUAAUGAGGAUGCACAUGCUAGUAAGGUGAGACACAUUUCAAUGGUGACUCUCCGCACCACAGUUGGCUUCCUCCUGCCGUUCCUCACCAUCAGUGUGACUGCCAUAUUAUUGGCUGGUAAGAUGAGGCGGUUUGGCAAUGUACGCUUCUCCAGCUUCUCCAAAAUGAUCUCAGCAGUUGUUGUGGCCUUCUUCCUGUGCUGGGCACCGUUCCACACCUUUAGCCUUAUGGAGCUCACAAUGCACCACUCAAUGUCACUUGGUCAUGUCCUGAAUGUGGGCUUCCCUCUGGCCACCAGCCUGGCUUUCUUCAACAGCUGCAUUAACCCCAUACUCUAUGUGCUGUUGAAUAAGAACGUGCGGGCAAUUAUCAAGGAUUCCUUAAAAAGUCUCACUAAGAAGUCACUGAGAGAGCUCAGCAACAACCUAUCUGUCACCGAGACAGCUUCACUUCCGCCCAGCUGCUCACCUGAAGAACCCUCUGUCUACAGUACUGUCUGAAGGACAAGAUCUAAAACACCCUUAAACAAACUGCUUUGCUGACUUCUUCUACAUUUGUGAUAAAAUUUGUAUUUUUAGAUAUGCAUCGGCUUUAGAACUCUGAUUAUAUAGAAAAAUAUUAAUUUUAUAUAUAAUCUAUUUUUGCACAAGCUAAAAAAAACUUAAGGAUCUUAAAACCUAGAACUUCUCUUUUAUUCAUCCAAUGCUAAUACCAGGGAGUUUUUAUAAUUUGCUUUCUUUGGAACUGGUCUUGUUUGGGUGCCAGUGUAUAAUGACUAUAAAUUUCUCACAGUGGAAAACAUGAGUAAUUUUUAUCUCCCAGACUUGGUGAAAGAAGCAACCAAAAAUUUUGUCCAUUAUAGCCCUGUGAUGACCCUCAUUAUACAAACAAGGCACAAUUCGGGAAGGAAUUGAUCGGAUUCAUUUGAUUUUAUUGACAUAUAUGUGUUUUUUUUAAUAUGUUAAUAAUAUAUGUUUACUUGACAGAACUGACUGUGUGGUUAAUCUGUCAUUUACCAUUGGUUAUUUGUAGAUAAAGUUUUCAUUAAUAUUACAAGUUACUCUCUAGCAUCAUUUCUAUUCAUUUUGCCUGUCAAGUUAGAUGUGGCUCAUGACAAACAGCAAAAGUAUUCUCUUGUUUUUGUCUUUUAUUUUGGCAUAUUUCAGGACAUUUGGACUGUUUGCGUUAGAUGUUUGUUAAGAAAAGUGCAAACAGAAUCAUAAUACUUUGUACAAAAAAUAUUUACACUGGAGAGAGCUGUAAGAGGGUUGCCAGGCAGAAAGCAAGGAAUUUAUAUAUUUCUGAUUUGUAGCUGCUGAUUUACUUUGUCUUAAUAAAUAUACUACUAAAUAUA